UGCACCACGACUCUUCUAUCCGGCAACAUGUCUCUUAAGACUUUGUUCCUCUCGUUACUUGCGGUUCUCUUUAUCCAUGGCUCGAGUGGGGCAAACAUUCUGGCAGUAUUCAGCUGCCCCUCUGCUUCGCAUCUGAUUGUCGAAAUGUCUAUGGCCAAGGUGUUGGCUGAGAAUGGACACAACGUCACAGUGAUCACAUCUCUGAAGCCGCAUGUCACUCACAAGAAUCUAAAUCUUAUUUACGUUCCACUUACUGAGGAGGAGCGCAAAGCUUAUGAGGCAAGCAUAGCCGGAAUGGCCGAAAGAGACAAUUCUGAUCUGAUUGCAGCUGUAUUUCGCAUGCGAAAAGAAUUGUUGGCGAUGUUUAACAAAAGCCGUGAUGUCAUGAAAGAUCCACGAGUCAAAGAUCUGUACGAGAACAAGGAUAACAAGUUCGAUCUCGUUAUGGUCGGUUACUUCUUCAAUAGCUUUCAAAUAGGCAUCGCUCAGAAGCUGAAGGUGCCAGUGGUGUUGGUGACUUCAAUGUUUCAAUCAGACCUAUUCAACCCCAUGCUGGGCGAUAUCCAAACAGAGGCCUAUGUACCAACAAUGGGUAUUUCCCUCGAACAAGGCCAAUCAAUGAGUUUUGGACAACGAUUGACCAAUUACAUAUUUCUCAACGUAUUUAAAUUAUUUAUGUAUCUUAUGGAGAAAGAUAAUGCAAAUUAUUACGAAGAGCUCUACGGAAAUGAUUUGAGUAUGCCAAAAUAUGAAGAUCUCAACAAAAAUGUAUCUCUCGUCCUCUUCAAUUCCCAUGGUCUGAGUGAGGGCCCUAUCCGGCCCAACUUCCCAGGAGCAAUAGAAGUUGGAGGAAUUCAAAUUAAGGAAAAACCCGAUCCACUGCCAAAGCCAAUUGCCGACUUUCUACAAAAUGCUACAGACGGAGCAAUUCUUCUUAGUCUAGGAUCCAAUUUGAAGGGGGCCUACUUGAAGCCAGACACAGUGCAAAAGAUGUUCAAUGUACUGUCAAAGCUGAAACAGAAAGUCAUCUGGAAGUGGGAAAAUCUAGAUAAAACUCCAGGCAAAUCAGAUAAUAUUCUUUACUCCAAGUGGCUGCCUCAAGAUGAUAUCCUCGCCCAUCCCAAAAUUAAACUCUUCAUUAAUCAUGCUGGACGAGGGGGCAUCACUGAGUCUCAGUUUCAUGGAAAACCCAUGCUCUCGUUGCCGGUGUUUGGAGAUCAGCCUGCCAAUGCUGACAAGAUGGUCAAGGAUGGAUUUGGACUCAGUAUGAGCUUGCUAACCCUGGAAGAGAAACCUUUUCAUGAUAACAUCAAAGAAGUGCUCGAAAAUCCCCAAUAUACAGAAAAAGUGAAAGCAUUUUCCCAACUCUUCCGAGAUCGUCCACUGACAGCUCGUCAAAGCGUGCUCUAUUGGAUUGAGUAUGUUCUGAGACAUCAUGGAGCAGCUCAUUUGCAGAGUCCGCUCGUCCACAUGAGUUUUAUAGCCGCCAACAAUUUGGAUAUUUAUGCAUUGCUUAUUUGCAUCGUAGUCAUCAGUUUGCUUAUCGCUAAAACAGUCAUUAAAUAUUCUUAUGAAAAGAUCACUAAAAAGUCGAAAAGAGCUACGACUGUUAAGAAUCCAAAGAAAGUGAAGUCGAAAUAAAUUAAUCUCUUGAUAUUGAUUUGUUAUAGAGAAUGAGUAAUAAACACUGUAUAAAGUAGGCCUGACGUAAAAUAUAGUUAUAGUUAUGAAUGAUAUUUAUAAACUCCCACUUUGAUUUCAU
Molecule: messenger RNA, 1762 nt
Organism: Drosophila hydei
Lineage: Eukaryota; Metazoa; Arthropoda; Insecta; Diptera; Drosophilidae
Product: UDP-glucuronosyltransferase 2B15-like
Exons: 2
Coding region: 28-1641 (537 amino acids)
Molecular function (GO): UDP-glycosyltransferase activity
Source: RefSeq, a predicted model, not a curated record